AUGAUUCACAUGACGCUCCAAGUAUUGGCGAUCGCAGUUAGUGCUUGUAAAAAGUUUGUGGCAAUUGCAGAUGCAGCAGGUAUCUUGUCUCUGUAUAAGAUUAGUGAGGUCCUUUUGUUCGGACACUCCGUGUGUGCUUUGUAUCAAGUUUGCAACGUCCGAGGAAGAGAUCGGUUCGAACGACGCGCAGGAUCUGGUGGUGAUAGCGUCGUUGGGGAUUUUAUUGCGAUUGGGGAACUUGCAUCGACAGAGUUUGAGCACAAACUGCUUGAAAAUGACAAAGACAUUUCGAGUAAAGUCUUAAAGAAUACUCGAUUCGAAUGGGUGAACGUUGAUCGACUGAGAGAGAAAGCUUUGUCUUGUAUGCUGGUGCAUCGCGUUCAGUCAGAGCAAUAUGUGAUCAUAGGUAUCAUGCAGCAAUCGUGA
Messenger RNA from Peronospora farinosa, 426 nucleotides. Lineage: Eukaryota; Oomycota; Peronosporomycetes; Peronosporales; Peronosporaceae. The record is from the annotation of a GenBank genome assembly.